ACACCCUCCCUAAGCCCCCAUCACCUAGCCUAGGGCAUCAGAUCAGAUACCCUGUUCGUCCUCUUCUUCCCCGAUUUGUUUAGCUCCCGUGGUUCCUCUUUCAGGGGUUCUUGCUUGCGCCGCGACCCUACCUGGACCUAUUAAUGCCCCGGUCGUGACAGAUGCUCGCUGUUUUUGGGACCGGUAGCAGCCUCGCUCUCUGAAGCCUGACCCUUUUGCUUGCCCCUGCGGCUCCUGCAAACACCCUGCUCCGGGAAGAACCGUGUGUCGCCGAUCCUGAACUCGGGUUGAUUCGGAGCACCACCUGGUGUUUUGUUCGUCCAGCAAAAGAGAUUUCCUUUUGAGUUCUUUCCUUUUUCUCAGAGUCCAGCCAGUUUCAGGAGUUCCUUCAUUGCAAAGCUCUGCUCUGUUCUCUCGCUCGCCUGCCUUUUUUCAGAGCUGUAGUCCGCGAUUUGUUCGAGCUGCGAAUUCUUGAUUGAUUCUUGGCACCAAAACACCGUCGAAUUCCACAUAGUUUGUUGAUCGCCGUCCAUGGCGGCGGCGGCGGCGGCCGUGCGCGCCGCGGCGGUGACGGUGCUGUCAGUGGCGGUGCUGUGCGGCGCGGGCCUCCGGCGGUCGCAGGCGAUCGGCGUGAACUGGGGCACGCAGCUGAGCCACCCGCUGCCGGCGAGCACGGUGGUGCGGCUGCUGCAGGACAACGGCUUCGACAAGGUGAAGCUGUUCGACGCCGAGCACGCCAUCCUCGGCGCGCUCAAGGGCUCGGGCAUCCAGGUCAUGGUCGGCAUCCCCAACGACAUGCUCGCCGACCUCGCCGCCGGCGGCAAGGCCGCCGAGGACUGGGUCGCCAAGAACGUCUCCGGCCACGUCCGCGACGGCGUCGACAUCAGGUACGUGGCCGUCGGUAACGAGCCGUUCCUGGAGACGUUCAACGGGACGUACCUGAACACGACGUUCCCGGCGAUGCAGAACAUCCAGGCGGCGCUGGUGAAGGCCGGCCUGGCUGACAAGGUGAAGGUGACGGUGCCGCUGAACGCCGACGUGUACCAGUCGCCGACGGGGAAGCCGUCGGACGGCGACUUCCGCGCCGACAUCCACGGCCUGAUGCUCGCCAUCGUCCAGUUCCUGGCGUCCACCGGCGCGCCGUUCGUGGCCAACGUGUACCCGUUCAUCAGCCUGUACGCGGACCCCAACUUCCCUCUCGACUACGCCUUCUUCCAGGGCUCCUCGUCGCCGGUGGUCGACGGCGGCGUCACCUACCAGAACACCUUCGACGCCAACCACGACACGCUGGUAGCGGCGCUCCGCCGGAACGGGUUCGGCAACGUGUCGGUGGUGGUCGGCGAGGUCGGGUGGCCGACGGACGGCGACGCCAACGCCAACCUCGACUACGCGCGGCGGUUCAACCAGGGGUUCCUCGCCCACAUCGCCGGCGGCCAGGGCACGCCGCUGCGGCCGGGCCCCGUCGACGCCUACCUCUUCAGCCUCAUCGACGAGGACCGCAAGAGCAUCCAGCCGGGCAACUUCGAGCGCCACUGGGGCAUCUUCAACUACGACGGCACGCCCAAGUACGCGCUCAGCCUCGCCGGCGGCAACGGCUCGGCGACGCUCAAGCCGGCGAGGGGCGUCAGGUACCUGGAGAAGAGGUGGUGCGUGCUCAAGCCGUCGGCGGACCUCGCCGACCAGAAGGUCGGCGACAGCGUCAGCUACGCGUGCGGGCUCGCCGACUGCGCGGCGCUGGGGUACAAGACCUCCUGCGCCGGCCUCGACGCCAAGGGCAACGUCUCCUACGCCUUCAACAGCUACUACCAGACCAUGGACCAGGACGACCGCGCCUGCGACUUCAGGGGCCUCGCCGCCGCCACCUCGGUCGACCCCUCGGUGGGGACGUGCCGCUUCAUCGUCGAGAUCGACGUCGGCGCCGCCGCGGCUAUUAGCUCCGCCAGGGGCGUCGCCUCUGUGCUCGCCGCGCUCGUGCUCAUGUCGUCCAUGUUGCUCUGAUGAGCUAGCUAGACCGGCUGAUUAGUUCUCGGCUUGUCACGGCUUGUUUCGGCUUAUUUUCUUUCAUAUAAUACUAUUUAUUCUACCAACCAAACACUAUUCAUCAGAUCAGCCGAACAGCCUCGAAGCAUUUCCAAA
Molecule: messenger RNA, 2136 nt
Organism: Panicum virgatum (switchgrass)
Lineage: Eukaryota; Viridiplantae; Streptophyta; Magnoliopsida; Poales; Poaceae
Product: glucan endo-1,3-beta-glucosidase 6-like
Exons: 2
Coding region: 532-1998 (488 amino acids)
Biological process (GO): carbohydrate metabolic process
Cellular component (GO): plasma membrane
Molecular function (GO): hydrolase activity, hydrolyzing O-glycosyl compounds
Source: RefSeq, a predicted model, not a curated record